UUUUAUUUUGAAUCUACAAUCUGUUGUUGCUUUGUACUUGUUAAUAAUAUAUACACAUGAGUGUAAAUGAACCACUUAUAAUUUCCUGAAAAAAAAAAUUUUUUACCUCUUGAAUUUCAUCAAUUUACCUUUUGUCUCAUCAAAGAUGAUAUUCACAUUAAUAUUCGCUACAAUAAUAUUAUAUAUCAUACAAUCUUACUAUAAAUAUUUUACAAGAGUAAAUCCAUUACCUGGUCCAAUUCCAUUACCAAUAAUAGGAAAUUUGAAAUUAUCAGUAUUUAGGAAUGCAGAUAAAUUUUAUAGUGAACUUAAAAGAAAAUAUGGAGAUAUUUGUGAAAUAAUGCUUUCAGGAAGACGUGUAAUCAUAUUAAGUAAUCCAAAAGAUUUCAAUAAAAUGUUUACUAUGUCUACCAAAUCACCUUAUACAACUCGUUUUCCAAUGUCAGGUGGAUUGGCAGAUAUUUUCCCACCAACUUUUGGAGUAUCAUCAAAUAAAGAUAUAAAAUCUUGGAGAUAUAAUAGACAUUUAUUUGUACAAGUUGUCAUGUCAUCACCUUACUUACAAGGAGUUUUAAAUUGGACAAAUAAAUGCUUUUUUGAACUAGAAUCUUAUUUGAAUGAUUUAUAUAUGAUAAAUGAAAAUACUCCAAGAGAAAUAGAUUUAAACAAAUGGAUAGUUAGAUUUACGAAUGAUGUUACUGCUGUAUUAACAUUUGGUGAAAGGGCAUAUACAAUGAUGGCUUAUUAUGAAGUUUUAUCUAAAGAGGAUAAUAGAAAACGUUCUUCUGAAAUAAAAUUGGUUUCAUAUAAUACCGUCGAAAAAUCCGAAAAAUUUAUUGAAUCCUUUAAAAUUUAUUUAGGUGGUGGAACAUUUUUUAUUGUUGUACCAAGAUUACUUCGUAAUUAUUUUCCUGGAUUAAAAGGUAAAACUCAAAGAUUAUAUGCUAAUCGGGAUUAUUUAUACAAUGCAUUUUCUGAACUCAUUACACAACGUCGUAAAGAAAUUGAAAAUGAAUCUAUUGAUGAAACUAUCAAUAGAAGAGAUAUGUUAUCCUCAUUAAUUAUAUCUAAUACUGAGAGAGAUACAAAAAGAAAGGAUUCUAAUUCACAUUCGGAAAAUGAAUUACAUAAUAAGCCAAUGACUGACGAACAAAUUCGUUUUAAUUUGAUCGAUGCUUUCUCAGGUAGUUCAGAUACGACAUCAAAUUUUAUUUCUAUCUUAAUUUAUUAUAUAACAAAAUAUCCAGAAGUUAAGAAAAAAAUCUUUGAUGAAAUUGAUAAUAUAUUUAAUGGUGAUAUUACUCGCCCUGUAACUCAAAAUGACAUCAAGGAAUUAAAAUAUUGUCCUGCAGUAAUUAGAGAAGUUUCAAGAUUUCAUCCUAUUCUUCCAACGUUACCUCGGUAUAUAACUGAACCUGAUAAUUUAGCUGGUUAUAAUUGGUCCGCUGGUACUCAAUUUUAUUUUAAUAUUACUGGAAUACUUCAACAUCCUUCUUAUUGGGAAGAUCCAGAAAAAUUUAUUCCUGAAAGAUUUUUUGACGACCAAUUAAAUAAAGAUUUACGAAAUUUAUUAUUUGGUUUUGGUGUUCGUAAUUGUCCUGGUUAUAAAUCUUCUAUGAUUGAAUUGCAAUGUUUUUUGUGUCUUUUAUUUAGAAAGUAUGAUAUAGAAUUAGUUGAUCCUAAUGUUCCUUUGAAAACUGUCAUAGGAUUCCUAACAGCUUGUCUUGAGUUACCUGUCAGGAUUAAAUUGAGAAAGUAGAAUUUCAACUUAUAUAUGAAAGAAAAGAAUUCUAUUUAAUAUUUUUAAUUAGGGGUAAAAGUCAGGUGAAGGGGAUUAAUUAGUAAUAACGAAAUUAAGUAUUUAAAUAAAGCGAUUUACAAAAAUUGAAACAAA
Rhizophagus irregularis DAOM 181602=DAOM 197198 is the source of this 1894-nucleotide messenger RNA. RefSeq lists its product as uncharacterized. NCBI's taxonomy places the organism in Eukaryota, Fungi, Glomeromycota, Glomeromycetes, Glomerales, Glomeraceae. Gene Ontology annotation, molecular function: oxidoreductase activity, acting on paired donors, with incorporation or reduction of molecular oxygen; heme binding; monooxygenase activity. The record is from RefSeq and is a predicted model, not a curated record.